GUGUGCGAGAGGAACGACACAUUAGAUAGAGUACUCCUGCGCCCGAGAUCCCAAGAUUCCGCGCCACACGUAUUUCGUUGGGUGCAUGAAAUUUUGAAUUUCAGUUAGAAACAAAACGCGAACGAAGUCGGUCAUCAAGUGUGAGCUCUCAGCGAAAGUCAAUUUUUAUAAAGCCCAUUUCGGUUUCGCCAUCCAACUCUCGUCAAAUUUUGUCGAUAAAAGCGGUAUUUCGUGUGCUGUGUGCCAACGGUGUAUUGUUCAGUUGUUGAUUUUGUGGUGCAUGUGGAGAAUACUUGAGUUUUGAGAAAACCAAGUGAUAGCAAGAAAGGGAAACCAAACAAAAUUACACGGACAAGUACUAUAGGCGUACUGAAGCAAAAGUAAAUCGAGGCAAGGACAAAAGCAACACGAUAUAAAAUCCGUUCGAUUGAGUUAGGACAAAUUAUAACGUGCUUCGUUGGAAUAAUGGCCUAUUCGUGGGACAAUCGCGUUGAUUUUGUGGUGCGUUAUAUGUACGACAUUGACAACAACGGAUUCUUGGAUUCGAAUGAUUUCGAGUGCAUGGCACUCCGUGCCUGUAUCAUCGAAGGCCGAGGAGACUGCAACCCAGCCAAACUGGCUGAAUAUCAGCAUAUAAUGCGCAGCCUAUGGGACGAAAUCAGCGACCUAGCCGAUUUCGAUAAGGAUGGCAAAAUCUCAACAGAAGAAUUCAAACAAGCCGUUCAGAAGACAUGCAUAGGCAAGAAAUAUAGCGAGUUUCCCCAGGCAAUGAAAGCGUUCAUUGAAGCCAAUUUCAAAUCGAUAGAUAUCGAUGGAGAUGGAAUUAUUGGAGCCAAGGAAUACCGCUAUAAUUGCAUUACUCGCAUCGCUGUUGAGAAUAUUCAAGUUGUUGAUGACGCAUUCGCCAAACUAUUGGAUGACGAAGAUCGACGACGGGGCGGUUUGACGUUGGCUCGGUACCAAGAAUUGUACGGUCACUACUUGGGCAACACAGACGAAACACAUCCUGGUGUCUACCUAUUCGGACCAUUGAGCCUAUAAAUGCAAUUAUAAACAACAGCAAGAACACUAACACAUACUUUUUCUAUUAAUAUUCAUUUAUUUGGAGCCCCGUUUUUUUUCGUUUUUCUCCACAAACACACUGAAAACAAAAAAAAAUUUAAAUAGAAACAAUAUCUUCUAUAUCAAAAGCGGCCCUCUAUCUCUGGCGUUCAGAACCAAAGAGAAGAAAAAGAUAAAAAAAGACAGAAAAAAAACUUAUGAAGACACAAUGGAGCUGUUAAUCAAUUGAAUUACUACGAUUAUUUAUUUUAUUUAUUUUGUUUGUACCGUAUAUUUCUAUAUAUUCAAUUCAGCAUUGAUACACAUCCAAGGGACGAAAAUUGAAGAAAAAGUUGAAACAACGUUACUACGUGUGUCAGACCCUCGAAAACCAUUUUCGAUCAAAUGCGACAAAGACAGAGACAACAAAACAAAACAAAAGUGAUUUUACUCGAUUGGUGUGUUUUUUUUUAUUUAAAUGUAUAAUAACAUUCGAUGUGCUACAUAGCGCAGCAUUGCGUGUGAGUUUUACAUUCACUAUACGACGUGUGUCAUUUUAUCAGCGGUUCAUUAAUUAUUGAAGCUACCCAUGAUAUACACUGUCAUGACGUUCAUGACUACGUCGACUACUUGCGUUGCCUGAUCUAAAUAUCCUCGUAUUGAUGUUUUGAAAUCGUUAAAAUUAUGUUGUGUCACAGUCCAAUGUGGGACAAAACGUGAAUUGAUUUAAUGUGAAUGAAAAGAAAGAUUAUUGUUCUUGUUUCUCCUUUUUCGACGUAUCUUUCUUCUUUUUCUUCUCUAUUUGCGACAUUUCAAAGAAGCAAAUGACAAAAAUCUAACAUUUUAUCUCUGUAGCUCAACGAGGCGAAAAAAAAGAAGAAAAAAAAUUUUUUAAAUCCUUCAUUUGCAUGAAUAAUUACGGAUGAGAGAAUUUCAAACAAAACGACAACGUAAUGCCAUUACAUUAAAUCCACACGAUGAGAUGUUGUUCGUUCGAGCGAUUAUUCAUUUCCUGGAAUGCGACAUUGCUCAUCUGAAUUCUAAAUUAUGCCGUUUUUUUUUCUAUCAUUAUCCGAUCUCUGUAUCAUUGUAAGGGAAAAUGAAAUAAAUGUUUACUUAAAUAAAACCAAAA
This is a messenger RNA of Sitodiplosis mosellana (orange wheat blossom midge), 2173 nucleotides long. It is a transcript of the gene Scp1, whose product is annotated as sarcoplasmic calcium-binding protein 1. Gene Ontology annotation, molecular function: calcium ion binding. The record is from RefSeq and is a predicted model, not a curated record. The coding region runs from base 466 to 1041 and encodes 191 amino acids. Lineage: Eukaryota; Metazoa; Arthropoda; Insecta; Diptera; Cecidomyiidae. The transcript is spliced from 6 exons.